GCUCUAUCUCAUAUCAACACCACAAUUGAGUACCUACGAACAUGAUUCUAAGGACACGACUAUAUCGGUAAUUGAGACGGAAUAGGCUUCUGCCUUUAUAUGAACAUGUUUUGGCCUCUAGUGGCCGGAAGUCUUCUGCAGCUCGCCGCUGCAUUAACUCCUUUGUCGGACGAAAGCUUGCGUAAACUUCCUGCUGCCGGCGCAGAUUUCGACAUCAAGACAGGUGCAAUUCUUGCUCCAAUCUUGAUCCCUCGGGUCCCAGGAACGCCAGGCUCGAAACAGGUUCAGGAGCACUUCAGAGAUUGGUUCGCGACCAACCUGCCCAAGUGGAAGGUUGAAUAUCAAAACUCGACUGCGACGACUCCCGCGACUGGCACUGAUCAAGUCCCGUUUGUGAAUAUCAUCGUUACACGCGAUCCGCCAUGGGCGAAACCUGGGAAUGUGGGAAGGCUGGCUCUGGUUGCACAUUACGAUAGCAAACUCACCCCAACAGGAUUCAUUGGUGCAAUUGACAGUGCAGCACCAUGUGCGAUGAUUAUGCAUGCCGCGAGAAGUAUAGACGAGGCUAUGACCCGGAAAUGGGAGGCUAUGGAAGAGGCUGGCGAAGAGGGACUCGGGGACGACACUGGCAUACAAAUCAUUCUGCUAGACGGAGAGGAGGCCUUUGUGAACUGGACAGAUGACGACUCACUCUAUGGAUCAAGGUCCGGAGUCUCUAUCCUGUACGACACCAGAUACUAACUUUUAUAGAUCACUAGCAGAAUCAUGGGAAGCAACUAUCCAACCUGCGAUGUCCACAUAUCAAAACGCCCUUAGAUCCAUCUCUCUUUUCCUACUCCUCGACCUCCUAGGAUCAAAGGAUCCCAACGUCCCUUCGUAUUUCGAGACCACACAUUGGGCAUACCGACAUAUGAGCUCAAUCGAAUCUCGCAUGCGAACAUUAAGUCUGACGAAAUCGGACAAGGGCAGGAAGCCUUUCCUUCCAGACUACGACAAGGAAGCUAGUAGAUUUGGAAGAGGAGGAGGUAUCGCAGACGACCAUCUCCCCUUCAUGGCUCGCGGAGUCGAGAUAUUACACAUUAUCCCCUCGCCCUUUCCGCGCGUUUGGCAUACAUUGGAGGACGACGGAGAACAUCUGGAUAUGCCCACAGUAGAAGACUGGACUAUGAUUGUCACUGCAUUUGCUGCCGAGUGGCUAGAUCUUGAAGGCCACUUCCCGGAAAUGGGGGUAGUGGGAGUCAAUGAGCCGCAUGGACCGAAAAGGUCGGCUCCUUUAGAGAAGACUGAGCUGUGAGUUUGAUUUUACUACCGCUUUCUUCUUAUGGCUGGCAGCUU
Molecule: messenger RNA, 1335 nt
Organism: Hymenoscyphus albidus
Lineage: Eukaryota; Fungi; Ascomycota; Leotiomycetes; Helotiales; Helotiaceae
Source: the annotation of a GenBank genome assembly